AAAGCUGCCUCAUGAUCCUGAUGCUUUCACCGAGGGGCUCUUCUAUACCAAUGGAACCUUUGUUGAGAGCACUGGCUUGAGUGGGCAGAGCUUUAUCAAGCAAUGGAUCCCUGAAACUGGAGAGAUAAUCAAUACUUUCGAAACACCUGAUAGGCAGUUCGGCGAAGGUGUUGUACAACAUGAGAACUAUCUCUAUCAUGUGACAUAUAAGGCCGGCACCGGUUAUGUGGUGGAUGCAACGACGUGGGAGAUUGUGAGGAAAUGGUCGUAUAAGGGGGAGGGCUGGGGCUUGACGGUACAUCCUACCGAGCCCUGGAUAUAUAUGAGCGACGGGUCCGAAUACAUACGCAUACUCUCACCGGACACUCUGGAAGAGAUUGCACCCAGAUUACACGUAACAGAUGGCGGUAAAGGGAUCGACUAUAUUAACGAGCUCGAAUUCAUCAACGGGGAAAUAUGGGCCAACGUUUGGCAGUCUCCAUUCGUACUGCGAAUCGAUCCUACGACGGGCAAGGUGAAUUCUGUGCUAGACUUCGAGGGUAUACUUACAAGAGAGGACUACGCAAACGGCAAGCGUCCCGAUGUACUCAAUGGGAUUGCAUAUGACCCGGAUACGGGUAGAAUAUGGGUCACUGGCAAGUGGUACCCGUUCGUGUUCGAGAUCACAGUGAAGGAGUUGGCAACUACACAGUCGACAAGCACAGCUACAUCGGAGGCUGUGUCUGACGGUGGCACAGUAUCAAUCGAUAAGGAUACAGCACGGACAGUUACAACUGAUACCACAACGAGUGAUUCUACAACAGAUGAUGCUGGCGAUGCGACAACAAGUACAGAAGGAGUUACCCAAACUGUCACGGCUUCGGAGGAAGAACAGAGCAGCAGGGGCGAAAGCACAAGUGAAGAGCAGGCCAGUGUGGAUGCGGUAGAAACUAGCGAUGCAAGUGAGAGCGCUGAUCAGAGCCAAAAGGAUAAUGAUGGUGACAUCAUUCCAAACGAAAAUGGUAACGACGAGGAUGGUAAAGAUGAUACUGGAGGCGAUGCAAAAGAAGUGCAAGCUCAGAGCCAAUCGUUGACAACCCCGACCCAAAAUGACGAGGCCAGUGUUGGGGAGGAGGAUGCGAGUGCAGAGACCGGGGAUGCAGGUAACGUUGCGACAGCAGAAAACCUUUCAGAAAAGGGAAUAACUCUGGACGAUCUGGAGGGUCAAU
Molecule: messenger RNA, 1208 nt
Organism: Sphaeroforma arctica JP610
Lineage: Eukaryota; Ichthyosporea; Ichthyophonida
Exons: 6
Molecular function (GO): glutaminyl-peptide cyclotransferase activity; protein binding
Source: RefSeq, a predicted model, not a curated record